Molecule: messenger RNA, 999 nt
Organism: Pistacia vera
Lineage: Eukaryota; Viridiplantae; Streptophyta; Magnoliopsida; Sapindales; Anacardiaceae
Product: kinetochore protein SPC24 homolog
Exons: 5
Coding region: 319-921 (200 amino acids)
Biological process (GO): regulation of chromosome segregation
Source: RefSeq, a predicted model, not a curated record
CAGCGAAAUUUUCUCCCACCACAACCCCUAUCUUUUUCAUUGAAAACACGAUUUCUCCUUUCUUUCAAAAUGGAUCAAAACUUCAACAUUUUCCCUCUCAGUGGCCGUGGUUCUCAUCCCGAACAGUGAACAGUUCAAUAGAUCUCUCAAAUCAAAGUCACACAUUUACAUCUACGUUUUACGCUUUGCUUUGAAUUAGAGAAGUCUUCAAAGCUCUUUCCUUUUUUAUUUUCUAGUUAUUUUCCUGGUUCAAUUCUGACAAAAGAAGCACCAGGAAAACCCUAGAAAAUCGGACUGAACCAUUAGUGCUGCCUUCAAAUGGGGGACAUGCCCAGAAAGAUCGACGUGGAGAAGCUAAUUUCUUAUAGCAACGAUCUGGUGGAGGUAUUGAAGGACAAAAAGGACCUUAAUGGCUUGACUCAGUGUUUGGAUCACUCCAAGUCCCUUCACUCCUCCUGUGAAGCUGAUUUCAACUCGGUUCUCAACUCCAUUCAAGAUUAUGAAAAAAAGAUUGAAGUUUGCAAGCAGAAAACAGAGCGGGCAAAAUCUGAAGUUGCUGCUGAAGCUGAAGUGGGCCAUCUUCAGAAUGAGCUGGAAGAGGAGCUUGAAAAAGAACGUGUACUCCAGGAGGAACUUAGAGCUAUCUCCAAUGAGAUUAAGGAUUUAGAACGUCAGAGGAUUGUAAUUGAAGAACAAAAGCGAGCCUGCAAAAAAUCUGAGCAAGGCGAGCUUAGGGCACAGAUGAAGCUAUCAAUGUAUGCAUCAGUCACAAACAUUAUCCCAAACUUGGAUGAUCAAUCUAAAAUUUCAGGCUAUAUAGUGGACAGGGAUAAAAAUGUGAUUAAGAAGUUUAAAUACGACCCGGCGAAGCAGACAACAUAUGAUACGUGUGAUAACAUUUGGAAGACAAUAAAUUUGUGAUAGAUAUUUGACAUUCUUCCCUUCAUAAGACAGAUGUCAUCCAUUGUGUGAUAAUGCUUUCUUGUGCCCUUUCUUGUA